UCGAUAAAGUCGAUAAUGAUGAUAAUAUCAAUAUUCCAUCAACAUUUCAUAGUUCAUUAACACGUGCUGUUAUGAGAAAACGACGACCACAACAACAACAACAACAACAACCAAGACAAAGACAUUCAAUGAAUUUAAGAAAUUCAUUUAUAAUUCAUAGAAAAAAUAAUAAUGAUGAUAAUAACAACAACAACAACAACAGGAAAAGAAUAACAACAACAACAACCGAUAAUAAUAAUAAUAUUCGUCAACGACAACAACAACAAAAAUCAAUAUCGGUUGUUGAUUUAAUAUCAAAACGUUUAUCAUUACCAGCUGAUUUACAUUUACCAGCAUCAUUUUUAGCUAAAAUUGAACAUCCAAAUAAAACAAUUAGUCGUAAAGUUCGUCGUGAAUCAUUGAAUGGAAUCGGAUUCGGACGGUUAGAAACAUAUACAAAAUUAGAAAAACUUGGUGAAGGAACAUAUGCAACUGUUUAUAAAGGACGUAGUCAUUUAACAAAUCGUUUAGUUGCAUUAAAAGAUAUCAGAUUUCAGCAGCAAGAAGGUACACCUUGUACUGCAAUUCGUGAAGUUUCAUUAUUACGUACAUUAAAACAUAAUAAUAUUGUUACAUUACAUGAUAUUAUUUAUUCGGAUAAAAUGCUUAUACUUGUAUUUGAAUAUAUGCCACGUGAUCUAAAUCGUUAUAUAACUGAAUGUCGUGAUUUAAUAAAUUUAUAUAAUGUAAAAUUAUUUAUGUUUCAAAUGUUACGUGGUUUAGAUUAUUGUCAUCAAAGACGUAUAUUACAUCGUGAUAUUAAACCACAGAAUUUAUUAAUAUCUGAUCGUGGUGAAUUAAAAUUAGCUGAUUUUGGUUUGGCACGUUCAAAAUCAGUACCAUCAAAUACAUUAUCAAGCGAAGUAGUAACAUUAUGGUAUCGACCACCAGAUGUAUUGAAUGGUUCAACAAAUUAUACAACAUCGAUUGAUAUUUGGGGUGCUGGUUGUAUAUUUUUUGAAUUAUUAAGUGGUGAACCAUUAUUUCAUGGAAUGUUUGAACAAGAACAAUUAAAUCUAAUUAAUCAAGUUUUCGGUAAUGAACCACAAACAUUAUCAACAUUACCAUGGGGUAUUAGUAGACGUACAAAACGUUUAAAUCAAUCAGCUGCUGAUCUUAUGUUUAAUCUUUUGAUGUAUGAUCCACAAAAACGUAUGGAAGCAAAUCGUGCAAUGAUGCAUCAUUAUUUUUCAACAUUAGAUCCAUUAAUAUAUAAAUUACCUGAUCAUUUAUCAAUAUUUACUAUUCCGACAAUCGUUUUCUAUCCGGAUCCCGGUAUAAAUAGUAAUGGUUGUAAUGGUUCUUCGAUAAAUAUUGAUGAUAAUGAGACAACAAUGUCCAUUUUGAAUCAAUCAAAAUCUGAUUCAACAUUAUCAUCAUCAGCAACAGGAUCAGUAUUAUCAUCCACAACAAUAUUACCACCACAUCAUCCACAGCAUCAUUUUCAACAACAACAACAAAAACCAAUUGAAAAACAAAUUGUUCGUGCUACAAUAUUACCGGCUAAUGAAUUAAUAACCGAAACAAAAACAAUAAAAUUAUUAUCUACAACAAAACAAAUAUUAUCGGAUAAUAAUGAUAAUAACAACAACAACAACAACAAAACCAAUAUUAUUGAAGGAAUUGAUGAUUCUUUGGAUGAUAAAUUGAAAUUUGAAAAAAUUUCUGUAACAGCAAAUCAACCAGAUCCAAUAUCAACAUCAACAUCGACAUCAAAAUCAUCAUCAACAUCAUCAUCAUCAUCAUCAUCGACAACAUCAUCAUCAAUGACAAUUGUAUCGAAUGUUGAUUGUAAACAAUUACAAUCUAAAUCAACAAAUUCAUUAUUGGUAAAUAAUUUGGGAAAUUUGCCCGAAAUUUCAUUAAUCAAUUCAAAUAAUAUGAAUAACCGAAAUAAAAAUAUUCAGCAAGAUCGUCGUAAUCGAUAUAGAAAUCAAUCAAAAAAUCAACAAUCAUCAUCGACAUCGUCAUCAAUACAACAACAACAACAACAAUUAUCACGUUCAUUUUCAUUAUCAACAAUAACAAAUCAAUUAUUACGUAAUUUUCGUUUAAAUCGUAAUCAUAAUUCUAUUGAUAAUAUUAUAAAUAAUGAUAAUUAUGACGAUAUGGAAUCAAAGAUCAUCAAGGAUCGAUUAAUUGAUCAAAAGCAAUCAUCAAGCAAUCAACAACAACAACAGCAACGAAGAAUUAAAUCCAGUUCAAAUCUAGUUGGCUCAAUUUUGAAUGAGGAACGGUCAAAUACAAAUAAUUAUCGACAACAACAACAACAAACGAUAAUGAAAUUGGAUCCGAAAUCAACAGCAGCAGCAUCUGCAUUAUUAAGAAAAUCACAAUCACGUUUAUCCUGUACAUAUCUUUCAUCACUUUGAAUGUUUUUUUCUUUUCUUUUUUUAUUUCUGGUGGAACCAACUUUUUUUUGUUCAACAAUUUUGCUCAAAAUCUUUUUAAUGGAAUAAUAAAAA
Messenger RNA from Dermatophagoides pteronyssinus (European house dust mite), 2504 nucleotides. RefSeq lists its product as uncharacterized. Lineage: Eukaryota; Metazoa; Arthropoda; Arachnida; Sarcoptiformes; Pyroglyphidae. Gene Ontology annotation, molecular function: ATP binding; cyclin-dependent protein serine/threonine kinase activity. The record is from RefSeq and is a predicted model, not a curated record. Gene Ontology annotation, cellular component: nucleus; cytoplasm. Gene Ontology annotation, biological process: protein phosphorylation.